AUGGAAACGACACCCAGCGGAGCAUCGGACGCAUCUUCAGCUGUCGCCCUCGCAGAGGCACUGUCCGUGGAUUGCCAAGGCCAUCACCGUCCCCAACUAGCAGAAGUACUCUGCCCUGUGCGUAUCUCCGACAUGGCGAUCACAAGCCUAAAGCCAUCAGUUGGUCACGACGACCUGGACGUGCUGGAAGCCAAGCUACACCCAGAUGCUCCAGCUCCUGUACGCUAG
This is a messenger RNA of Ascochyta rabiei, 228 nucleotides long. RefSeq lists its product as uncharacterized. The transcript has a single exon. Lineage: Eukaryota; Fungi; Ascomycota; Dothideomycetes; Pleosporales; Didymellaceae. The record is from RefSeq and is a predicted model, not a curated record. Bases 1 to 228 code for a protein of 75 amino acids.